AUGUCGACCUUGGUAUGGCCUCCCAUCAGUCCUGAAGAGCUGCACAAAGAAGAAGCAGCCACGCAGCGCCGCGAAAUAGAAUGGCUGUUGGCUUCGCUGCAGGAUACGCUGCAAUCGCUCAAGUCGGGCUUGAAUGAGUGUGCUGAGUUGCUCGCGCCCAAGGAGCCUGGCUCGACGCUUGUACUAUCUUCACUGCGAUCGGAGAAUCUGAAAGGGUUCAUUACACGAGUAGGGACGAGAAUAGUAAAGGGCGAUGUGCAGCUCCGUCUUCCCUCUCUACCACCACCAAAGGGUCACACGAGCUACAAACUCUCCAUUUCCAGCUCACCCACCGCUCCUACACUGGUGCUGGAACAGCUAACCACAACACGCACAUUAAUCAAUGCCUGCCUAGACGUCGUGGACGCCACACGCUGGACAGGAGACGCCACGAAUGCAGACUUCAUCUCUGGCCAGCUGCGCCUCCUGCACGAUAACAUCGAAGAAGCCAAAACAGCCUUGAAAGGCUGGACAGACAACCAACAUCCCUGGUAUAACGAUCCAGUCGACCCGGCAGCCUUCAGCCCGCCUCUCCCAAGCAACGUCUCCUUCCAUCUCUCCAUCUCCGAAGCAGCCGUCCUGCUCAACGUACGCACGCUAGAAUCCACAUACCACAACACGGGCACCAACACGCCUCUAUCCUUCAGCGGCACAUCAGCAGCACAGUCCUACACCGGCAUGUCACUUCGGGAACGACUGGUUGGUGCACUCGGAGGACAGCGUCAAGCAUUUCAUGACGAGGCGCAUGAAGUUUUCACGUUCAAGGGGCAGGAAGUCAGAGUCAGGGAUAAGGUGAGGGUGGAAAGUCAAGAUCCGAGUCUCUUGGCUGCGAUGGCGAAGCUGGGUGCGUCGGAGAGGAAUGUUGCGCUUUCGAGGCGGGCGCUGAAUAUUGUUAUGGGGAAGGAGGAUGAGGAUGGAUGA
Recurvomyces mirabilis is the source of this 960-nucleotide messenger RNA. RefSeq lists its product as uncharacterized. Gene Ontology annotation, cellular component: RAVE complex. Lineage: Eukaryota; Fungi; Ascomycota; Dothideomycetes; Mycosphaerellales; Teratosphaeriaceae. The transcript has a single exon. Bases 1 to 960 code for a protein of 319 amino acids. The record is from RefSeq and is a predicted model, not a curated record.